Messenger RNA from Saprolegnia diclina VS20, 844 nucleotides. RefSeq lists its product as hypothetical. Bases 136 to 816 code for a protein of 226 amino acids. Lineage: Eukaryota; Oomycota; Saprolegniomycetes; Saprolegniales; Saprolegniaceae. The transcript has a single exon. The record is from RefSeq and is a predicted model, not a curated record.
CUUCGAAUUCGAAAUUUCGUGGUUGGAUUCGUCGUCUUUCCACUGCAGUGCCCACUUUGCACUGCAAAGUCGUCGACCGUUUCUUCAUUUCUUGGUGCUAUCAAAUCUUAUUGUCACAUCCAACGACUUAUAGCCAUGGACAAUGUCGACGCGCUCGUCCAAAAGCUCUGUCGAGCUGUCCAGCCCGAGGCUGAGGCCGACCGUCCCUUCCUCUUGCUCCACGAAGUCCAAGCGCUCGCCGCCGGCAAUGGCCUCGCUCCACUCACGAGCGUCGACCUCAUGCAUGUGGGCUUGCUACUGGAGUGGAACUGGCGAUUCCAAGAGGCGCCGGUGGACGGUCACUUCAGGAUAUCGGACCUCGUAUCCCUCGUGCGCGCCGUGAUCGCGGACGAACGUACGCUCAAGCACCCUGUGCCAUCGUACUUUGCGUACAUCAAGGAAGCGCGCAGUCUAUUGAGCAUGUGGCAACUGGUCACGCACAGCGGGACGUCGUCGGACGAUGGCUUGGAGCGCGUCGUGUCGUGGGUCAUCGCUUCACUGCGCGCUUCGGCAAGCCACCAGCAGCAGUUGCAAGUGGUCGGCGACAUCGAGUACGUCCACACCGACUGCAGUCGCUUGCUCGAGUGCCUCUUCGAGUGGCAGCCCCUGGCCUGGAAGGACGCGCUCGACGCGGAAGGUCGCGCCCAAGGCCUCGUGUAUGUGGCCGACCAUCUCCCGCUACCGCUCUUGCAACUCUUUCUAAGGCACUUUCUGGUCGCGUGGACGACGCAGCUGAGUAAGUAUGGCAUUACGAAGAGCAGUUUAGCUCGGGCGUAAUCAAUGCUACCAGACGAUGCGUACGACA